AGUGAAAAAUUUAAGAUGGCAGACGAAUUCACCGUAAAAAGUCUGACUCUACUGUUCGACCGUCCCAGCGAACCUCUCAUCACCCCAAAGGGUGAUAACAAAGCUGUCUUUCAAUUGACUGACCAGUUUGUCCCUCCAGAUUACGAGAACAACGGCUUAGACCUCAACAACCGCUUCGGCGAGGAUGCUACCGAGACGAUCCCACUGAAGAACUUGAGCCAGGUGCCACAAUUUCCCAAUGCGUCGCAGCUACCACCCGAUGCAGACUUCUCUCUCUUCCUGCCGAAACACCAAGAGAUGGCUACGGAGGUCAUCGAUGUACUUAUGAGUGUGCCUGAGAAUCAGCUGGCAGACUUCCUUUCCACCUGUGCCUUCUCCAGGGUGCAUCUAAACCCGCAGCUUUUCAACUAUUGUUUCUCUACAGCUUUGAUGCACAGACGAGACACGCGCAAUGUGCCGAUUCCCAAUCUCGCAGAGACAUUUCCAUUCAAAUUCAUGGAUUCACAUGUGUUCCAGCAGGCUCGCGAAUCCACGCAAGUCUUGGAAAACGCAGAGCGUACGCCAAUUAUUAUCCCAAGAGACUUCACUGCCACGGAUUUAGAAGAAGAACAUCGUCUGGCGUACUGGCGUGAAGAUAUUGGCGUCAACUUGCAUCACUGGCACUGGCAUCUCGUGUAUCCUUUUACUUCUUCCAACAGAGCCAUUGUGGCUAAAGACCGUCGUGGUGAACUCUUCUUCUAUAUGCACCAGCAGAUCAUUGCGCGUUACAACGUUGAACGUCUCUGCAACUCACUGAAACGAGUAGUCAAGUUCAGCAACUGGAGGGAACCAAUUCCAGAAGCAUACUUCCCUAAGCUGGACAGUCUGACGUCAGCACGCGUUUACGCCCCGCGGCAGUCAGAUAUGCGCUGGCAAGAUGUGAACCGCCCUGCCGACGACUUAAAUAUUACUAUUCCAGACAUGGAGAGAUGGAGGAGGAACAUUACCGAAGCAAUUUCCACUGGAAGAGUGAGAUUGGAGGACGGUAGCACUCAAGACCUGAACAUCGACAUGUUGGGCAAUUUGGUAGAAUCCAGCAUUUUGUCACCCAACCGGCAGUUGUAUGGCGCUCUACACAACAACGGACAUGUGUUCACAGCAUACAUGCAUGACCCUGUCCAUCGUUAUUUAGAAAACUUCGGCGUGAUGGCAGACGAAGCAACGACCAUGCGCGAUCCGUUCUUCUACCGCUGGCAUGCAUUCAUCGACGACCUCUUCCAGCAACACAAACAAUCACCCUACGUUAGCCCUUAUUCUCGCUCUGAGUUAGAGAACCCAGGCGUGCAAGUACAAUCAGUGGCCAUCGAAAAUGUGGAAGGUGAUGGUGCGCAAAAUACCCUGAAUACAUUCUGGAUGCAAAGCGAUGUUGACCUGUCUCGUGGCUUGGAUUUCUCCAAUCGUGGACCUGUCUACGUACGCUUCACACAUCUUAACCAUCGUCGGUUCCGUUACGUAAUUAAUGUGAACAACACCGGCAUGGCUCGGCGCGCUACAGUCCGCAUCUUCCUGGCACCCAAGUUCAAUGAACGCAAUCAGCCGUGGAUUCUCUCUGACCAGCGGAAGAUGUUCAUCGAGAUGGACAAAUUUGUCACUACACUAAAAGCCGGGCAGAGCACUAUAAACCGUGACUCGACGGAAUCUUCCGUGACCAUCCCAUUCGAGCAGGUCUUCCGCAACUUGAGCGUCCAAGGCGAAAACCCUCGGCAAGACGCUCUCGCCGCUUUCAACUUCUGCGGCUGCGGCUGGCCUCAACACAUGCUCGUACCCAAAGGCACGGAAGCUGGCGCGCAGUUCCAGCUUUUCGUCAUGCUGUCUAACUACGACUUCGAUAGGGUGGAACAAGAUGACGGGCGUGACCAGACUUGCAAAGAGGCAUCGAGCUUCUGCGGACUUCGCGACCGCCUGUACCCCGACAAGCGUGCCAUGGGCUUCCCCUUCGAUAGGCCUUCUACCUCCGCCAACAAUAUUAACGACUUCAUCCUCUCAAAUAUGGCGCUGCAAGACGUCACUAUCAAACUGCAGAAUUCCACCGAGCCCAACCCUAGGAAUCCCACGCAAUAGACGACGGCAUUUUUUCGACGAGGCAAUACGUUCUAAAACAACUUGAGAUGUUUAGAUACCACCACUUAAGAUUUUAAAAGAAUAAUGAAACAAAUUGUGUUUUUGUGCUUUCUUGUGUAAUCAUUGCGGACAUAUAUAUCCAUACCUAAAACAUUAUUUAGGAGACAGUUAAUAAUUUAUUUUUACUAAGAAAAUUGAUAGUGAAUAAAAGCUAUUCAGGUUGUUUUAGUGUAAUUGGAAAAUUCAAUAGGUUUGAGUGUUCAUUAGGAGAAUUAAGUAAGUUUCAUUUAUAAAUAGAAAGGUUGAUAGAAUUAAGUUUAAUGAAUUGUUAAGAUUUUUGUACAUAUCAGUUAUUGUUAAGUUAGACCCAAGUAUAAUUAUAAAUGACGUUGCCGUUGUUAAGGCAAUAGAGAAGUUUAAUACAGAAG
Hyposmocoma kahamanoa is the source of this 2528-nucleotide messenger RNA. RefSeq names its product phenoloxidase subunit 2-like. The record is from RefSeq and is a predicted model, not a curated record. Gene Ontology annotation, molecular function: oxidoreductase activity. The transcript has 12 exons. Lineage: Eukaryota; Metazoa; Arthropoda; Insecta; Lepidoptera; Cosmopterigidae. The coding region runs from base 16 to 2100 and encodes 694 amino acids.